AUGGAUAGUAGAUUUUUUACUUUAUUGUUUUAUUACUUAUUACUUAUCACUUUUCUUCCAAUUAAUAAUCAAGAGACUAGUUUGUAUUCUAAUUUUCUUUCUUACAAUGAACAAUUAUUCUAUUAUAAUAAAGUUAUUUCAUUGAUUAAAUUAACUAGUGAGCAACGAUUUUUAAAUAGAGGAUUAAUACUGGGCCUUAAAUCUGGAAGCUUAGGCCCAAGAUAUCGUGGGAUUUUAGCUUCAAGGCAAGGAAAUGCAAAUAACCAUCCUCAUGAUGGAGUUUGCCCUGGUAACAAACAAAAGUACAACGUAAGUGCUCCAAAAGGCCCAUUUCAAAGGCCAAUAAUUCAACCUAGAAACCGACCACAAAGGAAUUGUGCGAAUUCCCCAGGUAGUUUUGUUGCUCGGAAAAAUUUGAACUUCAAUGGCUACGUAGAUCGCUCAGGUAAUUCCACUGGCCCUAGAAAUUUAGGCCCAAAGAGUUUUGUGAAUUUUUCAUGUAGCUCUACUAGUAAAAGUCAACCUAACCUAAAGGGUCGAACAGAUUACUCAGUUAGUUCCACUAGUGAUGGUAAAUUUGGUCCACAGAGUAGUGAGAAUCGGCCAAAUUACUCAAGCUCUUUAGGUAUUGUAGGACAUUGCUCAAUCUGUGCAAAGUGUAAUAGGGAAACUUGUCCGAAAUUUUCUUAUAAAUGCCAUAGGAAGUGCCAGAAGUAA
Cryptosporidium ubiquitum is the source of this 717-nucleotide messenger RNA. RefSeq lists its product as uncharacterized. The record is from RefSeq and is a predicted model, not a curated record. NCBI's taxonomy places the organism in Eukaryota, Apicomplexa, Conoidasida, Eucoccidiorida, Cryptosporidiidae. The coding region runs from base 1 to 717 and encodes 238 amino acids. The transcript has a single exon.